UAAUUAAUUACAGUAAUUAAGGAGGCAUCAGAACUAACUUAAUCGAUCAAUCUUCAAUGGCUUCUAAAAGUUAUCAGUUUGUUUGCUUUGCCAUUGUUGCAAUUAUUCUUCCCACAGUGGCCAUGGCAACUGAUUACGUAGUUGGUGAUGAUGAAGGCUGGAAAGUUGGCGUUAACUACACUGAAUGGGCUAAGGACAAAGUAUUUUACGUUGGUGACAGAUUAGUGUUCCAGUACCAGUCACCACACAAUGUAUACAAAGUGAAUGGAGAUCAGUUCAAGAAUUGCAUACCUUCCAAUGAUCUUUUGAACACUGGAAACGACACAAUCCCCCUUGGGAAACCAGGCAAGAAAUGGUACAUAUGCGGCGCUACUGGUCACUGUGCUCAAGGCCAGAAGCUAGUCAUUAAUGUCGAAUCUAAUGGUCCAAUAUCUGAUGCACCAGAAUCUAAUGGUCCAAUAUCAGCACCAGCACCAACUCCAGAAUCCAAUGAUUCCUACACAUUUGUCUCAUCUUGGUUUCAGAUUUUGAUUGCAGCUGUGGUUGCAAUUGCAAUUGUUACACUAUGAUCCCAAGAAUCAUCAUAGACAUAUUGAGUUUACUUCUCAACAAUAAGGUUUUAGCAUGGAUACAAUUAUUGUUAUUUUUAUUAAUUUUAUUUCUGUGUUGUGAUGCAGCACUUGCCUUUAAUAAGCUGCCAUUCCUUGUAUUAGAUUUUUAUUUUCUUUUGUGAGGAGCAAUUUUGUAUUGGCAUUCUCUUGAAAUGGAAUUUAUUAACAAUGA
Jatropha curcas is the source of this 783-nucleotide messenger RNA. RefSeq names its product blue copper protein 1a. The record is from RefSeq and is a predicted model, not a curated record. NCBI's taxonomy places the organism in Eukaryota, Viridiplantae, Streptophyta, Magnoliopsida, Malpighiales, Euphorbiaceae. Gene Ontology annotation, molecular function: electron transfer activity. Gene Ontology annotation, cellular component: plasma membrane.